AUGAAGUGCCCUGAUGGCAAGGAAUCUGCUGUCUCCUGGUAUGAUGAGUUCCAGAGGCUCUAUGACACCAUCCCUUGUGUGGAAGUGCAGGCCCUGAAAGAGCACAGUGACCAGGUUCUGCACCUCAGCUUCUCCCACUCGGGCUGUUUGUUUGCAUCAUGCUCCAAAGACUGCACUGUCAAGAUCUGGAGCAAUGAGUUGGACAUCUCCCUGCAGCACAGCUCCAACAUGAGACCGUACAACUGGAGCUACACACAGUUCUCCCAGUUCAACUCUGAUGACUCCCUCCUUCUGGUGUCAGGUGUCUUUGUGGGGCCUCACAACUCCUCAUCAGGAGAGAUUGCUGUCAUCAGCAUGGAGAACUUCACACUGCUUUCCAGAGUGAGGAACAAGCCCUAUGAUGUGUUUGGCUGCUGGCUGAAUGAAACCAACUUGAUCUCUGGCAACCUGCAUCGGAUUGGGCGCAUCACCUCCUGUUCUGUGCUGUGGCUCAACAACGCUUUCCAGGGCAUAGAGUCAGAGAAUGUGAAUGUAGUGAAGAGACUGUUCAAAAUCCAGAACCUGAAUGCCAGCACUAUCCGGACCGUGAUGGUGGCUGAUUGCAGCCGGUACGAUUCCCCGGACCUGCUCCUGGACUAUGAGGAGCAGCUGGCUGCUUCCACCUCCUGCCCGGUCUUUGAUCUUGGCAGUGACAGUGAGGAAGAGGAGGCCAAGCCCAAGCAGACUGUGGAGCCAGCAGUACAGGAGCCGCCGGCUGCAGGGGGUGUGACAGCAGAGGCUGGGCUGCAGCAGCUCUUUGAUGAUAUCAUGGAGGGCCGUGUCAGGCCUGCCAUGACCGAGACAGAGCUGGAGACAAAGGUGGCUGAGCUGUUUGUACGCAACAGAACUAAACCGCCCGAGCUGAACCUGCUCUCCACGGACAGCAACAGCAAGACAAAAUACUUAAUCUUCACCACAGGAUGCCUCACCUACUCCCCACACCAGAUAGGGAUAAAAAGGAUCCUGCCCCAUCAGAUGACAACUGCUGGGCCAGUGCUUGGGGAGGAGAGGCGCUCAGAUGAGUUCUUUGACUCCCUGGAUCAUGUCAUCGACAUCCAUGGGCACAUCAUUGGCAUGGGCCUCUCCCCUGACCACAGGUACCUGUACGUGAACAGCCGUGCCUGGCCCCGGGACUGCAUCAUCUCUGACCCGAUGCAGCCUCCCCCCAUUGCCGAGGAGAUCGAUCUGCAUGUCUUCGACCUGAAGACAAUGAAGGAGGUGAAAAGGGCCCUGCGUGCACACCGGGCCUACACGCCCAACGAGGAGUGCUUCUUCAUCUUCCUGGAUGUCAGCAGGGACUUCGUAGCGAGUGGGGCAGAGGAUCGCCAUGGCUACAUCUGGGACCGGCACUACAAUAUCUGCCUGGCCAAGCUGCAGCACGACAACGUGGUGAACUCGGUGGCGUUCAGCCCAGUGGAGCAGGAGCUGCUCCUGACAGCCAGUGAUGACACCACCAUCAAGGUGUGGCGUUCCCCCCGCGCCGUGCGCGUCCAGCGGGCCAGGAAGCCCAAGCCCAGGAAACUGCUCUUCUCCUGGCUCAUGAACCAGAAAAGCUGAACCCAGGUACACCUGCUCCUGCAGCUUCUCACUGCAUCCACCUCCUCCGGAGCUUGCAGAGUUUUGAGCCCUGCGCAACAGAGACGAGCUCUGGGCACACAAAUCCCAUCUGCUGAGUCAGGAAGGGACCCUGGCAGCAGGAACUGCUUCCUCCUUGGAGCGUUUGCUUCCAAGUCAGAAUGUAAGAGCCGAGGGUCCAUUCUGGGCCCUGGUGGGCAGCAGCCCAAGCUGGUUACUGCAGGGUGGGAGCUCGUCACAGCUUCUCACGAACGCUGCUACUUGGUCACAGCUCGCUCUGGGUGAGCUCUGGUCUCUUGGGAACAGACUGAGCCUGUCUCCAUCUUUGUACUGUGUGAGCCUGGGACAUGGCUGGCCUUGCUGAGAGCUGCUGGCUGCAGAGCAC
Messenger RNA from Chaetura pelagica (chimney swift), 1999 nucleotides. It is a transcript of the gene FBXW5, whose product is annotated as F-box and WD repeat domain containing 5. Gene Ontology annotation, cellular component: SCF ubiquitin ligase complex; Cul4-RING E3 ubiquitin ligase complex. Lineage: Eukaryota; Metazoa; Chordata; Aves; Apodiformes; Apodidae. Gene Ontology annotation, biological process: protein ubiquitination. Gene Ontology annotation, molecular function: protein binding. The transcript has 8 exons. The record is from RefSeq and is a predicted model, not a curated record. The coding region runs from base 1 to 1596 and encodes 531 amino acids.